Hemibagrus wyckioides is the source of this 2734-nucleotide messenger RNA. It is a transcript of the gene dcaf7, whose product is annotated as ddb1 and cul4 associated factor 7. Lineage: Eukaryota; Metazoa; Chordata; Actinopteri; Siluriformes; Bagridae. The record is from RefSeq and is a predicted model, not a curated record. Gene Ontology annotation, molecular function: protein binding. The transcript has 7 exons. The coding region runs from base 390 to 1418 and encodes 342 amino acids. Gene Ontology annotation, cellular component: nucleus.
UUUUGAAAUCACCUAAACCAUUUGCGGAUGAAAAAUCUUCUGCGCUUUGCUCGCUUCUCUUGACCCGUAAAGGGGAUUUAUGCAGAGCAUUUAUCGUCUUAAUGCUCUGAUAUAAGCCACAUCUGAAGAAUUAUGCCUGCGAUUUAGUGUUCUCGGUGGGAGAAACAGAAGGAGAAGCCAAUCCGGUUGUUUAGCCGCGGCGCUAAUCUGCUGCUCAUGACAGUCGCCUUUGUCUAAGAAAAAAAAUAGCAACGCGGGACGAUUUCCGUCUCCGAAGAAAACCGUCCUCGCGCUGCUUCCUGGACGAUCCUGGUUAAAAAGCAGACCUCGUUCACGAGUUUGUUUGUUUUUUUUUUGUUUUGUUUAUUUUGCAUCGUUUGUGGUGAAACAUGUCGCUGCACGGUAAGAGGAAAGAGAUUUAUAAAUACGAGGCGCCAUGGACGGUUUACGCCAUGAACUGGAGCGUCCGGCCUGAUAAACGCUUUCGGCUGGCUUUGGGCAGCUUCGUGGAGGAAUAUAACAACAAGGUGCAGCUGGUGGGUCUGGAUGAGGAGAGCAGUGAGUUUGUGUGCAGGAACACGUUCGAUCAUCCGUACCCCACCACCAAGAUCAUGUGGAUCCCAGACACCAAGGGUGUUUACCCAGACCUGCUGGCCACCAGCGGAGAUUACCUCCGGAUCUGGAGGGUGAAUGACACAGAGACGCGUCUCGAAUGCCUCCUCAACAACAACAAGAACUCUGACUUCUGCGCUCCUCUGACUUCUUUCGACUGGAACGAGGUGGAUCCGAACCUUCUGGGAACCUCAAGUAUCGACACCACCUGCACCAUCUGGGGCUUGGAGACAGGACAGGUGCUGGGGAGAGUCAACCAGGUGUCCGGACACGUCAAGACCCAGCUGAUCGCCCACGACAAAGAGGUGUAUGACAUCGCCUUCAGCCGCGCGGGCGGAGGCCGCGACAUGUUCGCGUCGGUCGGAGCGGACGGCUCGGUGCGCAUGUUUGACCUCCGUCACCUGGAGCACAGCACCAUCAUCUAUGAGGAUCCUCAGCACCACCCGCUGCUCCGCCUCUGCUGGAACAAGCAGGACCCUAACUACCUGGCUACCAUGGCGAUGGACGGCAUGGAGGUGGUCAUUCUGGACGUGCGUGUGCCCUGCACACCUGUGGCUCGGCUCAACAACCACCGCGCGUGUGUAAACGGCAUCGCCUGGGCCCCUCACUCCUCCUGCCACAUCUGUACCGCAGCGGAUGAUCACCAGGCCCUGAUCUGGGACAUCCAGCAGAUGCCACGCGCCAUCGAGGACCCGAUCCUGGCCUACACAGCCGAGGGCGAGAUCAACAACGUCCAGUGGGCGUCCACUCAGCCAGACUGGAUCGCCAUCUGCUACAACAACUGCCUGGAGAUUCUGCGUGUUUAACAGCGCCGCCGAGGCCGCCGCUGCCGCUGACCCCGCCUCUCCCACCAUCACCACCACCACCACCGAGAGCGGGGCCAGUCCCAGCGAGAGCCACGACAACGGAGCAGCAGCCAGAGCCGGACCUGGAGUCGGAGCCGGAGCUGGAGCUGGGGUCUGGUUUCUGUGCUGCUGUAAAGGAGUGGAGAUGGCAGGAGGACUCGGCUAAUGGACAGGAUUCUGGGGUUGUGUGUGUGUGUGUGUGUGAGAAUGUGUUUCUAGAUCAUGAGCGGAAGUGUGUGUGUUUCAUUCGUACGUCUUGAAGUGUUGAUCUGUUCGUGUUGGAGCCGUUCGGAUCCUCUCGUUUCGGUUUGCAGGCUAGUUUUUUUCCCGCCAUGGCGUGUGUAGAUAUUUCUGCAUUCAGAGACCAGAGAAUUUUUUUUGUUUGUUUUGAAAGUAACGAUGUUGCUCAGUGUAACUCAUCCUGCAUUUCAAGUAGAAAAUGAAGACUAGUUAACGAGCAGAAGCACUGAUGCUUUGGUUUUUUUUCCCGCUCAGUCUUUAAUCAGCUUUACAACAAAACAAAAAGAUUUGCAACGAAAAGAAAAAGGUCCGAUUCGAUUUUAUAACCAAGCACAUGUGGUGAGUAAGGACCGCUGCUGAGGUGUGGCUGUUUUUAUAAAAUUAUUACCAUAUUUUGACCAACAGUGGUGCUCAAACUUUCCUAAAGGAUGUUCUUUCGCUUCGAUGAGAGAAAUAUGGCUGCUUUUUCCUCGUUAAUGAUCAUCAUGAAGGAAGUAGCUUCGGUUCGUUGUCAUAGCAACACAAUGGCAAAGUCUCUGUUAUCAUCAGGUCUGUUUUUUUUUCCAAAGCUGCACUGAUUAAAACGGGCUCCGAAGGCGGCGCCGGGGGGAAAGAAGGUGAGGAGAAAUGUCACAUUUGGUUCCUACUCGAGCGCAUGCUACGAAGGAACGACGCAUUCGCACCACUCUUCAAACGAAAACAGAACCCUUUCUCCUUCUUUCACUUCACGGAAGUUCACUCCUUUUGUUUUAUUUUAUUUUUUUCUCUAAAGCAUGUUUGUGCUCGAGGUGAGAGAUGUACAUACAUAUAUAAAUAUUAUAAAUAAGCUAGGGGCAAGCGUUCAUGUUGUAACAGUUGCAUACGGAUUCGCUGUUCCUCACAGUCCGGUCCGGUCCGAGAACACGUCCGGCUGUGACGCGGAACCGCUUCAGCUCGGACUGUUCGCUCUUCUCUCGUAAAGAAGUGUGUGUGUGAUUACAUCUGUGUGCCCAACUGCAAUGUUUUUUCUAUUAAUAAACUCGCAUUGUUCUUCCACG